ACAUAUUUCUCUGCCACAAACAAGAAAAUAUUUGUGAGAUGUUAGACCUGGCCCCGCGACGGAGGUGGAUCAAAGGGCGACUAGCGGCAGCGCCCCGGCCGGCCGGAGGGGAAUCUAGGAGGGACAGUCAGACGCACCGACCUGGCCGCCCGACGGAGGUGGCUUCCUCCGUUCCGUCCAGAUCCACGGGCGGGACGCUGGACGUGUGGAGCGGAGCGCCGGAGGAGCCGCGCCUACGGCUCCGGGCCGCAUACAAGCGAUUGGUUCUGCUUCUAACCAAGGUUUCAACCGGCCUCCGAAUCUCGUCGCCGCCGCCACCGCCGCCGGACAAGUUCAACAUCGACGACCCAGACGAGGACAGAAUCAACGCGCUCACCGACGACAUCCUCCUCGGAAUCCUCGAGCGCCUCGACCUGCGCGACGCGGUCCGCGCCAGCGCAGUCUCCACGCGGUGGCGGCACCUCCCCCACCGGCUCUCGCGCCUGCACCUCGACGUCCGCCACUUCGGCGGAGCGACUGAUCCGGUCGCGACCAUGGAGGCGUUCACGGCAGCGAUGUGCAGGCUACUAUCUCCUCCGGCUCCCGCCGAGUGCAAGCGCGCCAUCAAGACCCUCCUGCUCGACUUCUUCCCUGAGUCGGACCCUCAUCACCUGAGCUUCAUAGGCCGCGCUGUCGAGGACGUCGUCGCCCGCGGCGAGACUGAAUGUCUUGAAUUUUACAUACGCUCGCCACGCAAGGAACUCCCUGGCGGGGUGCCUACCGAGUCCGCGCGGCAGUUCAUGUCCUUCUCCCGUGCCUGCCCGGUUGCCUUCCGGUGGCUCACCGUGCUAACUCUCACGCAACUCAUGUUGGGAGACACCGACGUGGCCGAGAUCAUUAUGUCUUGCGACAAGCUCAAGCACCUUACCCUUAGAUACUGCAUAGUAGACGACGAGCACUCCACGGUCAAGAUCGACACGCCGUGUUCUGGGCUCCAGGUGCUCGACUUGUUCCGCGUUGUUUGCACGCGGGUCGAGCUUGUCGCUGUCCCCAAGCUCAGGCAAGUGUCGUGCGAAUCAUGGCACUGGGGGAACCCUCCUGUGAGCUUCGGCUACGUUCCAGACCUUCGCGAUGUGACCUUCAGUUGUCAUUCCAUGACGUGGCAGGCGCCAUUCUUGCUGAGCGAGUGCCUGUCAAGGAGUGCCACAAACCUGUCUAAACUCACUAUUAAUUUUUGCUGCCAAAUGAUUUGGAUUAAGCCAGAACGUCCAAAGCAUCUCACUGCUAUGUUAAAAAACCUGACGUGUGUGGAACUUUUAUCCAUCUUUCCCGAGUGUGAUGUGAGCUGGACCCUGUUUAUCCUUGAAGCUGCACCUGCGCUGAAGCAUAUUCAUGUGCAUCACUUACAUGCAGGAUUUAGUUCAUGCACAUUUUUCAAAAGCUUUGGAGGGGCCUAA
This is a messenger RNA of Triticum aestivum (bread wheat), 1436 nucleotides long. RefSeq lists its product as uncharacterized. The record is from RefSeq and is a predicted model, not a curated record. Gene Ontology annotation, molecular function: protein binding. Lineage: Eukaryota; Viridiplantae; Streptophyta; Magnoliopsida; Poales; Poaceae. Bases 39 to 1436 code for a protein of 465 amino acids. The transcript is spliced from 2 exons.